Temnothorax curvispinosus is the source of this 1727-nucleotide messenger RNA. RefSeq names its product WD repeat-containing protein 34-like. Gene Ontology annotation, molecular function: dynein heavy chain binding; dynein light chain binding. Bases 185 to 1606 code for a protein of 473 amino acids. NCBI's taxonomy places the organism in Eukaryota, Metazoa, Arthropoda, Insecta, Hymenoptera, Formicidae. The transcript has 9 exons. Gene Ontology annotation, cellular component: ciliary plasm; cytoplasmic dynein complex. The record is from RefSeq and is a predicted model, not a curated record. Gene Ontology annotation, biological process: intraciliary transport.
CGCUUCCCGUCACGUUGUGACCAUCAGCUGAUGUCCAAUUUUCGUAAACACACUCUCGGCAGCGUCGUUGACAACCGGGUGUCCAACGAGCGUGAUCUGGAACAUUUUUCUUAAUUAUACGCAAAUCAGAAGGCAUAAUCAAAAAAGGAAGGAAAGUCCGGAAAGGUUUGUUCCAUCGGAGAAAAUGUUCAGCACCAAAUCCUUCGACGUUGUGAGCUUCAAUUCGGAAUUAUCUCCCGCGAGAUUGGAGACGUCUGCGAACGUUCAAACGACGGAGAUAGUCUACGCCGCUGAAGACACACAGACCAGAGAGACGAGGAGUGUUGGGAUCCAGACGGUGAACGGACAGAAAACAGACGCGCAGGUAGAUUAUGACAGACUGGCAGAGUUUAUGAAAAAAGUUACGCCAGGGAUCCUGCAAGCUCUUGACGAGGCUUACGCCACUAGCGCUUUCGACGACUACAAUCCGAAUGUGACCGAGGUCUCGUCUGCCAAUGUAGAGUUAAUAAAGAAAAUAAGUACAUCAGAAGAGGCGGACACGUCUCCUCACGAGAGGAUUAAAAUAGGCGACUUGUCGUGGAGCACCGUUGGCGGGACAUUAGCGGUAGGCCUCGGUCAUAUUCGUCACGAAACGUGGUGCGAUCAUCUUUCCGCAGUCCAGUUGUACAAUCUCACGACGGAGGACAACGUCGCGGACGCCCCUACCAAGACGUUAGAGACGGAUGGAUGUGUCACAACGCUGUGCUACCACCCGACGGAACCCUCCAUCCUCGCGGCUGGAUUGUUCAACUGGGACGUAUUGAUCUGGAAUCUUAGAAACGACGAUUCCGUUGUGCCCACGCACGUGUGCACGCACGGCGAGCGCGUAACUCAAGUGUGCUGGCGACCAAGAUCCGUGCACGACGCGGACCUGUUACUGAGCUCCAGCUCAGACGGAUACAUACUGAUCCACAGAUUGACGGCUAACUUUACGACCGUUCAACCGCACAAGCGAUUCAAGAUAAUCAAGGAAUACAAUCCGGUGGAAAAGACCAGGCCGCGUAGCGCCGGAGGUACGCGCGAGCGAGCCGCGGAGGCAGGGCUGUGCAUCACGAGCUUUGACUUUUCGUCGAGGCAUCCCAGUAUAAUUGUCGUUGGGACGCAGUGUGGUGGAAUCUAUAAAUGUAGCUUGGACAGCGUAACUCCCAUCGAAGGAGACGCCACGCUUAUAGAUCCCGUGAUCGACGAAUACGAAAGGCACAGAGGUAACGUUACCUGUGUUAAGUGCUCGCCGUUACGCAAUCUGUUUGUCAGCAGUGCCACGGAUAAUGAAAUCCGUAUAUACAAUCUUGACGAGCAUGUCAGUCAGCGAACUAUUUCCGUGGACAAUACAGUUGUGGGAUUAACGUGGAUGAUUGGCAAUCAAGACGUAUUCGCAGCUUACGGAGCGGGCGCGUGCGUGAAGUUCUACAAUGUUGCGGACGGUAAACCUGUGACGUGUCCGAAAGUCGAGGUGACUGGCAAAGAAAUCAGCAGCUUGUGCGUAAAUUCCAAGAGAGAUAUACUGGCGAUUGGAAGUGUUCGUGCGAAAGUCGAAAUAUGGAAAUUUCCACGUCACUUGUUUUGAGCGUGGUUCUAAUUUACGCAAUUACUUGCGGCAUUCGCUGAAUGGAUUGACACUACAUAUAUGCUUUAUGUAUUGCACAUACGUAACUGUUUGUAACUGGAAUAAAUUUUGGAACAUUGAA